AUGAGUUUCGCCGGCAUGCUACACAAGCUGGGCGGCCAGCCCGAAAGCUACGAGAAAAAAUCGAAAUACAAGUUUGGCAAGACACUCGGCGCCGGAACCUAUGGCGUCGUCCGUGAGGCUGACGGCCCAAACGGCAAGGUCGCCAUCAAGAUUAUUCUCAAGAAAAAUGUCAAGGGCAAUGAAAAGAUGGUAUAUGACGAGCUUGAUAUGCUCCAGCGACUCAAGCACCCGCACAUUGUCAAGUUCGUCGAUUGGUUCGAGUCCAAGGACAAGUUCUACAUUGUCACGCAGCUCGCGACUGGUGGCGAGCUAUUUGACCGCAUUUGCGAUCAAGGCAAAUUCACAGAAAAGGAUGCGUCUCAGACAAUUAAGCAGGUCCUUACAGCUGUCAACUACCUACACGACAACCAAGUCGUCCACAGAGAUUUGAAACCCGAGAACCUGUUGUAUGUUACUAAGGAUCCCGCUUCCGACUUGGUUCUUGCCGAUUUCGGCAUCGCAAAGACACUUGACAACAAGGAGGAGACUCUCCAGACCAUGGCUGGCUCGUUUGGUUAUGCCGCACCCGAGGUCAUGAACAGGGAAGGCCACGGCAAACCCGUUGACAUGUGGUCCAUGGGUGUCAUUACGUAUACGCUUCUUUGCGGCUACUCGCCUUUCCGCAGCGAAACCCUAGCCGAUCUGCUCGAGGAGUGUACCCAGGGCUCUCUCGUCUUUCACGAGCGAUACUGGAAGGACGUCAGCGAAGACGCCAAGGACUUUAUCCGCUGCCUCAUCGUUCCCGACCCCGACAAGCGUGCUACCAGCCAAGAAGCCUUGCGACACAUUUGGCUGAGUGGCGAAAACGCCACCGAGCACGACUUGCUUCCCGAGCUGCGCCGCGCCAAGGAGGCCCGCGCCAAGCUCAAGAAGGCCAUCCUCGCCAUUCAGCUGCAGAAGCGCAUCGCACGCCUCCGCCACGAGGCCGACGACGAUGAUGACGAUAACGACCUGCAGGAUGCCGCGCAAAACGUCGAAAGCGGCGGCCUCGCCAAGGCCUUCUCCGGAAUCAGCGUGUCGAGCGGUGGUAGCAGCAGCAGUGGCGGCGCCGGCGCCGGCGAGGCCAAGAAGCCCUCCCUUAAGGAAACCGUUAGGAGCGGUGCCGUCUUUCGUGAGGUUGUUCUUGCCAAGGUCCGCGAAGAAAAGGCCAAGAGGGAGGCCGCGCUGCAGACGGACGAGGAUCUCGUGCAAGAGGCCCGCCGUCGUAGCUUCAACACUCAACAUCACUCGUCGUGA
Molecule: messenger RNA, 1275 nt
Organism: Beauveria bassiana ARSEF 2860
Lineage: Eukaryota; Fungi; Ascomycota; Sordariomycetes; Hypocreales; Cordycipitaceae
Product: serine/threonine calcium/calmodulin-dependent protein kinase
Exons: 6
Coding region: 1-1275 (424 amino acids)
Biological process (GO): cellular response to oxidative stress; protein phosphorylation
Molecular function (GO): ATP binding; calcium/calmodulin-dependent protein kinase activity
Source: RefSeq, a predicted model, not a curated record